CUUUUUUUCCGGUUUCUUGUUCUUCUUUACUUUUUUUUUUAUUUUUUUUUCUUCUUCUUUUUUCCUUUUUUUAUAAUCAAAGCCACUAUGGUGUUGAAAGGAAAUGCUUUAUUCAGAGCAUCAACCGCUCUUGCCGGUUGCGGGUUCUUACUCUUUGGUUAUGAUCAAGGUGUUAUGUCUGGUGUGAUUGCUACAGAAGAUUUCAAAAGAACAAUGGGUUAUCCUAAUUCUGCUUUGGUAGGUGCUAUUGUUGCCCUUUAUGAAAUUGGUUGUAUGGCAGGUGCUUUGUCUACCGGUAAAAUUGGUGAUAUGCUUGGUCGUCGUAAAACUAUUCGUUAUGGUUGUCUUAUUCUUAUCAUUGGUGCUAUUUUACAAACUGCUUCUGUUAACGUUGGUAUGAUGAUUGCUGCUCGUAUCAUUACUGGUGUUGGUAAUGGUAUGAAUACUGCCACUAUUCCUGUUUAUCAAGCUGAAUUGUCUCCUCCCAAGUCUCGAGGUGCUCACGUCGCUUUCGAAGCUUGUUUAUUAGCUGUUGGUGUUGCUAUUGCUUAUUGGAUUGAAUUCGGUCUCUACUUUGUUGACAGUCCAGUAGCAUGGCGUUUCCCUUUGGCUUUCCAAAUGGUAUUUGCUAUUAUUCUUGGUAUUGCUUCUUUCAUUCUUCCCGAAACUCCUCGUUGGUUACAAGCUCACGGUUAUGAAGAAGAAUCCAAGGUUGUUCUUGCUCGACUCUGGACUGAUGAAGACACUACUCAUCCUCGUUGUAUCGCUGAAUGGGAAGAAAUUCGUGACGGUAUUGAAUUGGAACGUCGUACUGGUAUCUCAAGUUACAAGGAAUUAUUCACCAAGGGCAAGUUCAACAAUCGUUACAGAGUUUUGCUUGGUAUGGGUGGUCAACUUAUUCAACAAUUCGGUGGUAUCAACGCUAUCUCUUACUAUUUGACUGAUGUGUUUAUGAAUGCUGGUUUUACUCAAAGUAUGGCUAUGAUGAUGGCUGGUGUGGAUGCUAUUGUAUAUACUAUUGGUGCUAUUACUCCUAUCUAUACAAUUGAACGAUGGGGUCGUCGUAAGCUUAUGUACUUGGGUUUGUUUUUCCAAAUGGUUACUUUACUUCUUGUUGGUAUUUGUCAAUGGGGUGUUGAAAACGGUCAUCCAAAUGCUUCUCCUGGUGUCAUCGUUGGUGUAUUCCUUUACAACUUUGUGUUUGGUGCUGCCUGGUUGGGUCUUGCAUGGUUGUAUCCCUCAGAAAUUUUCUCUACUGGUAUGCGUGCCAAGGGUAACUCUAUGAGUACUGGUGCCAACUGGCUUGGUAACUUUGUUGUGGCUGAAAUCACUCCUGUACUCUUCCAAUAUGCUAAAUUCUGGACUUUCAUCAUGUUUGCUAUUCUUAAUGCUCUCUUCUUGAUCCCUAUCUAUCUCUGGUACCCUGAAACCAUGGGUAAGUCUUUGGAAGAAAUCGAAGUCUUGUUUGCUACCGAAGAAGUUCAAGAAGAUGCUCGAUCCACUGCUACUGGUAUUGGUGGUACUUCUCUGUACGACUCUAAGCAUGAUGCUGAAUCUCUUGCUCAACGUCCUCGCUCUCAUUACAGUCAACGACCUGAUUCUCGUCGUAUGCCAUCGAACUUCUCUGGUGUUACUCCUCAUACCGAAAAACCUCGUGAUGAUACUGCUGCUGCUGAAAUUAAGCAAAACUAUACUGAAGAAAAGAAGGGUCCCAACUUCAAGUAAAAAGGAUGAUGAAUUCUAUUGAUUAGAAUGACUCUUUUUUUUAUUAUUUUUAUUAUUAUUAUUAUUACUAUUAUUAUUCUUUUUUAGUUUAGCUUUGUUUUAGAUCUAUUUUAUAUCCACUUAUUUUUUACUUCUCCAUCCAUUUUUUUUUUGUCAUCCUCCCUUUUUUGUUAUCAUCUAAUAUGUAUUUCUUCCCCUUAUUAUGUUUGUACUAUCUUCACAUCAAUAGAAACAAAUAAAACCACUUGCCAUUUUGAUCAACAAUAAA
Messenger RNA from Halteromyces radiatus, 1993 nucleotides. Its product is annotated as general substrate transporter. The transcript has 3 exons. Gene Ontology annotation, biological process: carbohydrate transport; transmembrane transport. Gene Ontology annotation, molecular function: carbohydrate:proton symporter activity. Gene Ontology annotation, cellular component: membrane. Lineage: Eukaryota; Fungi; Mucoromycota; Mucoromycetes; Mucorales; Cunninghamellaceae. Bases 88 to 1725 code for a protein of 545 amino acids. The record is from RefSeq and is a predicted model, not a curated record.